Molecule: messenger RNA, 537 nt
Organism: Eimeria maxima
Lineage: Eukaryota; Apicomplexa; Conoidasida; Eucoccidiorida; Eimeriidae
Product: kelch motif domain-containing protein, putative
Exons: 1
Coding region: 1-537 (178 amino acids)
Molecular function (GO): protein binding
Source: RefSeq, a predicted model, not a curated record
AUGGAGCAGAGAGAAGAAGUGGGGCCCUCCGGGGACCCCUCCGAUUCGUUUUCUGUGGAGAGCCGUGAAGACACCCCUCGUUCAACAGAGGCCGGGGAGAGACGCGGCAGCAAUAGCAGCAGCAAAUCCAGCGAGCGCAUGCAGAAGGCAAAGCAGCAUCUGAAGCUGGGCCGCGAUAAAAUAAUCCAUUCUCUGAGUGCCUCUAAAAAGCCUAAGGCACAGCCGCGGCGUGUCGAGGGAGACGAAGAUGAAGCCACAGAAGGAACUGGCCCCAACACUGCUUUCUUCUCUCCUCCUUCCUUUCAACUGACGCAGAUCAUUCACGACAGCCACUGCUUCCUCCCAAGACAAGGACACUCCUGCGUAGCUGGCGGGGGAGAUGUACUCAUUUUCGGGGGACAGGAUGCAGAUGGACAGUUCCUCAACGACUUCAUCAGAUACAUCCCCGGACUCAACGCCUUCGAACCAAUGAAGGUAUUUGUUUUACCAAGUCUGUAUAGUCGACAGACGGCAAACUCAGCAAAAAAGGAACUGUAA